Symbiodinium necroappetens is the source of this 1007-nucleotide messenger RNA. The record is from the annotation of a GenBank genome assembly. Lineage: Eukaryota; Dinophyceae; Suessiales; Symbiodiniaceae.
GUAAGAGCGGCUCGUGGCCACCCAAGCGCAGGGCACCGUCCCACGACGAGGGUGCUGCUUCCGAGGGGGAUAUCCCGAGGUCUAGCGCGCCAGUCUCGCGAAGCGACCUUCCAAAGAAGGUGGCGGUGUGCCCAGCAAUCCCUCGCAAGGUUCCUCCAGCGGAUAAGUACGGGGUUAGGUAUAAGGCUGCGCCGGCUUAUCCACCAGGUUCUGUGCCACAAGCGCCCCCUCAAUACAAGGGCCCGCCGCACGAGGUGUUUGUGAGGAACGUUGCUGGCAAGGAGGGUCCGGAGACCAGGUCCACAGGCAAGGCUCCGCCACCCCAGGUCACAGGCAACAGGCAGAAGCUCGCAUACCACGCGUGGGCCCAGCAGCAGCGGGCGGAGGAAGAGGCCCAGGCCGCAGCCAGUGGCGCGGCAAGCUCCAGCAGAGUGCCGAGGGUGCUUGCAACGCGCACCGAAGCCACUGUGGUCUUCGACUGGCACAACGUGCUGGAUAAGGCUUGGGUCGAGAAUAGAGAAGCCGACUGGAAUACCCGACGCGGUACCCACGGGUACUUUAAGCCUGCUUUCACAGAAGCCCUCAAGGACUUCGUGGUGGAGCACAGACCCAUCUGCGUCGCGAUCCUUUCGUUCUGCUCUCGCUCCUCUGCCGCGUGGUACGAAACCCACUUCCUCCGAGAGGCGGCCGAUUGCUUAGUCAGGGACCUGCCCACAUCUUCAAGAAUUCGAUACGGGCAGACGUUUCAACGCACGGGCCCUGACGGGAAAGCGCAACAACUGUCGCAGAUCGAACCCCCAGCGUCGCUCAUUAUUGACGACAACAAGGCGAUCUGCAAAGAGUGCCGCAAAACAGGCGCACUAGUUGUUCAGGCGGAAAGGGGGGGAGAUAUCGAGCAGAUUCUCUACGAGCUCGACCAGGCCUCUAGACUUAUCAAGAGGACCGGGCGCGAUAAUCUCCCCCGGGCGCGGCGGCUAGAACCGCGAGAGCUACUCUUUGAAGCGUAG